Molecule: messenger RNA, 1536 nt
Organism: Volvox carteri f. nagariensis
Lineage: Eukaryota; Viridiplantae; Chlorophyta; Chlorophyceae; Chlamydomonadales; Volvocaceae
Exons: 10
Coding region: 1-1200 (399 amino acids)
Cellular component (GO): endoplasmic reticulum
Molecular function (GO): ubiquitin binding
Source: RefSeq, a predicted model, not a curated record
AUGCGGCGGCGCGCGCGGCUGCGGCGGUGCAGCUCCAGCAAUCCACCGUACAAGCUGGCGGCAAGGGCUCGCCAGGAGCGGGAAACCGCAAAUGCAGGAAAUGACGACGCACGUAACUCGACCAAGCGCGCACGAAGGCGGUGUUUGCCGGGUAGGCGACCCACGGUUGUGUCAGGUGUACGGCAAAAGGGCAUGGCUAAGGCCACUCGUCAGAAGGUCGGCUCGGCCGCUGCAGCGGCGGCGGCGGAAGCCAGCGGGCGCGGCGCUGCCGCGGCGGAGGCGGCGGCGGUGGCAGCGCGUACGGCAAGGGAGACGGAGGCGAGGGAGCGAGCGGAGGCCAGUCGCGCGAGGUUGGAGAAGCUUCAGGCACAACAAGACGAGGCGGCCAAGGCGGCCGCCGCCGCGAAGGCAGCAGCCGCUGCCAAGGCGGCGGCGGCGGCAGCCGCCGUUGCCGCUGCCGCGCCAGCGGCGGCUACCGCCGCCGCCGCUGCUGCAGCUGCUGACGCCCGUGCUGUGCCCUCGGCGAGUAGCAGCCCCAGUCCCCAUGCCGGUGGCGGUAUUGCUACUGCUACUAUUGCUGCUACCGCUGGUGGUGGUAGCGGUGGUACCAGUGGUAGCGGUGGUAGCGAACUGGCCCCGCUUGGGAGGGGAGACCGGGUACAUUGUCAUGUGUGCAGGUUCGUACGGCUGCCACGUGCUGUUAUCUUCGCCAUGAAAAGAAAUAGCAAGGAUAUGCUGGAUGCCGAGUACGAGGCGGCACUCGAAGCGGAUCGCCAGCGGGCGGCGGAGGCGGCGGCAGCGGAGGCGGCAGCGGAGGCGGCAGCGGAGGCGGCGGAGGCGGCGGAGGCGGAGCGGAAGAAGCGAUUGGUGGAGCUGCGGGGGAGGUUGCGGGAGUCGUUACCGGACGAGCCGAGCCGGGAGGACGAGACUGCGGUACUGGUCCGUGUACGGCUGCCGGACGGCAGUAGCCAUACCCGGCGCUUCACUGCGGAGGCGCCCGUACGGCAGAUUCGGGACUGGCUCCAAUCCCUGGAGUCAUUGCCCCUUUGGGAACCCGGCCAGUGGAGCCUGGUGAACAGCUACCCAAGGAGGGUUCUGGGCAGAGAGGGUGGUGGUGAGGGCGAGGAGGGUGGUGUGGAAACGGUGUCUUCGGUCGCCAACGGAGCCAAGCAGAUUGCGCUGUUCGUGCAGGAGAAUUGAGAGGUCGCAUAGCCCUCAGUUUUAAAUAGCGAAUUGUUCCGCGAUGUGGGGGAGUGAACUGGGAAAUGAGGAAUUGGCCACAAAGCGAACACAGCUAAGCGAAUGAAACUAUGCGGAUAGCGGGGGAGGGCGCAGGAGGAGGAGCAGCAAAUGGGCGCGUGCAGGAUGUUGAGGAGGAGGAGGAGGCAGCAAUAGGAAGAGGGAUGGCUCGUCCGCCGUGGCGGCGAUUUGCGUUGUGUAGCGUCACGUUUGGGUUGUGAAGAGGAUGUUCGGAAAUGGUUUAGUUUUGGGGGCAGGACUGUUUACUUCCGGUUGCAGUGUAAAAUAUACCAAAUC